Messenger RNA from Strongylus vulgaris, 386 nucleotides. The record is from the annotation of a GenBank genome assembly. NCBI's taxonomy places the organism in Eukaryota, Metazoa, Nematoda, Chromadorea, Rhabditida, Strongylidae.
UUGAGGUCUGACCCGCAAGAACUUCGGGGGCGUGCUCCAUCAAAACGCGGAGUCGGGUGUCAGUUUGGACCUGACAUCACCGAUGCUUGGCUUUCAAAGAAUGGAGUACAAUACGUCGUUAGGAGCCAUGAAGUCAAACCUGAGGGCUAUGAAGUACAUCACAACGGAAAAUGCAUCACAGUAAGUAAACCCAAUGCGGUAUUUUCUGCACCUAACUACUGCGAUCAAAUGGGUAACAAAGGCGCCUUCAUAACGAUAACAGGAGAUAAUUUGACGGCGAGGAACUAUACAAAUUUAUGGCCAAAAUUCACCUCAUUUGAGGCAGUACCUCACCCAAUGGUGCCUCCGAUGGUAUAUGCGAACAGUCUGUUUGGUUUUGCCUGAUG